Molecule: messenger RNA, 1839 nt
Organism: Recurvomyces mirabilis
Lineage: Eukaryota; Fungi; Ascomycota; Dothideomycetes; Mycosphaerellales; Teratosphaeriaceae
Exons: 4
Coding region: 1-1839 (612 amino acids)
Source: RefSeq, a predicted model, not a curated record
AUGGCAAAGCUCCAAUUUGACGAUCUGCCAGAGGAUAUCAAGAUCCUCCGUCCAACCGAUCUCAAGAGCGUCUGCCUGGUGAACAAGCAACUCCACACCCUUGCCGUCAGACCGCUGUACCGCUACAUUGCUCUCGACCUGGGAAGCGCAAAUGAUGCUCGCCUCUCAGCCUUCCUCAGCCCCUCCAACAUAGGUCUGAAGCACAUAAGGCAGAUACGGCUGUACUUGGCGAAUGUACGGGACAGAUGCAACCAGAAGCAACAGGCUAGCUUCGCAACGAGAAUGCUGUUAGAGUUCCUGCCAAAUGAUAUCUUGGAAGAGUUCAGUUGGUGUCCAUGGGAAAGCUUCGACAAGGACAAUCUCCUCCUUCUUUACCGCAGACAACGACGGAUGAAAUGGCUGGAGGUUAUGAAUCUCAACAAAGAUGUCCUGCCCGAGCUCAAGAAGAAUGUCAAGAUGCAGGAGGGCAUUUUUGCAUAUACGAGAACCUUGGCGCUAUAUCCGGAGAAUCUAAAGAGUUUAGAGUUGUGCAAGUUCUUCGUUCAGAAGGCGGCGAAGAGGGUGGAGGAGUUAAUUGUGCAUGCGCAUUUUGAUAUGCAUGACCGAGAUCACUCUCCUCCUCGGCCAGUAGCCGAUGUGGUCGAUGCGAGAGAGCUUAACGACUCGGCUACUGGACCGGGAAUACUGACCCGGACAAUGUUCGCUCAUCUGAUGCCGUUCGAGAAGUGCACACCAUUUGCCAAGCUCACAUCACUACGGCUUCACUGCCUCAACCUGCGGCAUUGUGCAGAGACGUGGUGUAAAGUGGUCGACUUCAACAGGCUGCAAAUCCUCCGCCUCUACCAAUGUGCCGGAGCGGACUCGCUGUUCGGUCAGAUGAGCAAAGCCACCCACCUGCCACGGGAGCUGAAAAUGCUCGAAUUCGUACACAAGGAUAAUGAUGAAAACGAGGCCCUGAUCGCACUGGACGGCUUCUUAUGUCUUGUAUCUGGUCUCCGACAUAUGAUCAUCGACCUGGAGCACGUCAAAGCAUUACCAGCUGCCGCUGGCAUCGUGCGACAUUCCAAAACACUGGAGAUGCUGAACGUUCACGCUUCAGAUGAGAACAACAAUCCUAUCACGAGCACGAGCGAUGACAGCGAAGAGCACGUCUGGAGUGUGGAAGACUUCGAGAAGAUUUGCAAGGCCUGCUCACGGCUGGAGCAACUAUCCUGCGCGUGGCCACAAUCGAGCCUAAUACGUGCACCAACCGAGUCGUGGAAGAGUUUCGAGAGUGCGGUGGUGACGAAUCUGAAAGGGGUGGUAACGCUCCAUAUGAGCACAUUCCCAAGCAACAAACCCUCGACACAGUUGCUACCCAGAGCAGUCUACGAGCAGUUGCUGCAAGGUUUGGCGACAAGACUCUUCAGUAUAGCGGCAACGGGCGGCGCUAAGAGCGACGUCGGAUCUGCUGCCUCUACUACAAACACGAACGAGGACAAUGAGGACGAGCAGCCCACUGCGGCAGAUGCUGAAGCCAUCUCCUCUUCUUCCGCAACGACGGAGACGAAGCCCAACAAGCUCCGCCUCCUAGCCUUCGGAAUCUCGGACAAGAUUUAUGAGCGCGAAGAGAGCAAGAAUCAGAUCUUGUACUUGCGAUCGUCGUGCAAGACCGCAUUGGGAGAGGAGAAGCCUUAUGCGGCGCCUAUCACGUGGAACAUGCGGCAGUUCGUGGAGCCUAGGAGUGAGGUGUUGGAGUUUGUGUUGCAGCGGGAGAGUCGGGUGCCGUGCAAGGAUAGUCCGGGUACUGGGAGUGGGCUGGGUAUGGGUGGGCAUGCUUGGGGUGAAGAUGAUGAGUAA